Molecule: messenger RNA, 2233 nt
Organism: Helianthus annuus (common sunflower)
Lineage: Eukaryota; Viridiplantae; Streptophyta; Magnoliopsida; Asterales; Asteraceae
Product: NADP-dependent malic enzyme, chloroplastic
Exons: 19
Coding region: 169-2118 (649 amino acids)
Biological process (GO): malate metabolic process; pyruvate metabolic process
Cellular component (GO): chloroplast
Molecular function (GO): malate dehydrogenase (decarboxylating) (NADP+) activity; NAD binding; malate dehydrogenase (decarboxylating) (NAD+) activity
Source: RefSeq, a predicted model, not a curated record
CUUAAUCCUUACAAAUGCCGAACAACACGACUACAUUAAACAAGUGUCCUCAUCAUCCUUCCCCCUUUUAUCAUCACCACACUCUUAUAUAUUCAAUCAAAAUGCCACCAUUCUCAGUCACUCGUCACCCAAACCCCACUUCUAAACCAUCGUAAUACAUUCUUCAAAAUGUCCAUCAAAGGGACCACAUUUAUGAAUAACAACUCCGUUUCGGGAGUUUCAAGAAUGAGGCAAUCACAGUCGUUGCGAGUGUCGGGUCGUUAUCCUAUGGUAGUGUCUAUGAUGAACCGCAAUGGCCGACCGGAAACAAGCGUUGGCGUUUCGGUAGACAACGUUGUUAAGGAGGUUAAUGGUCCGAUCAUGGUCGAAGUUGUCGACCGUAAACUAAAACAACAGUCUAGUGUUGUUGUCGAAGGUAGCUCUGAUGACGUGUACAUCGAGGAUAUGUCCACUAAGGAUGAAUAUGUCACUCCUUUGUCUGUUUCUGUUGCCAGUGGUUACUCACUGCUGCGUAAUCCACGCCACAACAAAGGUCUAGCAUUCACAGAAAAUGAAAGAGAUGCUCAUUACAUACGCGGUCUUCUUCCACCCGGUGUUGUUAAACAAGAUCUUCAGGUGAAGAAGACGAUGAAUGAUCUCCGCCAAUAUGAAGUACCUUUGCAUAAGUACCAAGCCAUGAUGGCUCUUCAAGAGAGAAAUGAGAGGCUAUUUUACAAGCUGCUAGUUGAAAAUGUUGAGGAGCUCCUUCCAAUUGUAUACACUCCAACUGUUGGUGAAGCAUGCCAAAAGUAUGGUAGCAUUUUCAAGCGGCCGCAGGGUUUGUUUAUCACUAUAGAAGAUAAGGGGAGAAUUCUUGAGAUUUUAAAUAAUUGGCCGGAGAAGGAUAUUCAAGUUAUCAUUGUCACAGACGGUGAACGGAUCUUGGGACUUGGAGACCUUGGUUGCCAGGGGAUGGGGAUUCCAGUGGGAAAGUUAUCUCUUUAUACUGCCCUUGGAGGAAUUCGUCCUUCGGCUUGCUUGCCUAUAACCAUAGAUGUGGGUACAAACAAUGAGAAACUCUUAAAUGAUGAAUUCUACAUUGGUCUGCGACAAAAAAGAGCAACCGGACAGGAAUAUGCAGAACUUAUGAAUGAAUUUAUGUCUGCUGUGAAGCAAAACUAUGGGGAGAAGGUGCUUAUUCAGUUUGAGGAUUUUGCUAACCACAAUGCGUUUGAUCUUCUUGCAAAGUAUAGUCCCACCCACCUUGUUUUCAAUGACGACAUACAGGGGACAGCGUCGGUAGUACUUGCAGGGCUUAUAUCCGCGCUAAAAUUAGUUGGUGGAUCCUUAGCUGACCAUAGAUUCCUUUUCCUUGGAGCUGGUGAGGCUGGCACUGGCAUUGCUGAACUUAUAGCUCUUGAGAUAUCAAAACAGACGCGGGCCCCACUGGAAGAGGCUCGCAAGAAGAUUUGGCUUGUGGAUUCCAAGGGGUUGAUAGUUAAAUCCCGGUUAAAUUCACUUCAACAUUUCAAGAAACCAUGGGCCCAAGAACACCAGCCCGUUACAGAUCUCCUAGAUGCCGUCAAGGCGAUCAGGCCAACUGUGUUGAUUGGAUCUUCAGGGGUAGGACAGACAUUUACUAAAGAAGUAGUUGAAACUAUGUCAUCUUUUAACAAGAAACCGAUUAUUCUUGCUCUUUCAAACCCGACUUCGAAAUCUGAAUGUACUGCCGAACAAGCUUAUACUUGGAGUGAGGGUCGUGCCAUAUUCGCUAGUGGGAGCCCGUUUGGCCCGGUUGAAUAUAACGGGAAAGUUUACGUAUCUGGACAGUCAAACAAUGCAUACACUUUCCCUGGAUUGGGCCUGGGCUUGAUAAUUUCUGGUGCGAUUCGUGUUCAUGACGACAUGCUUUUAGCAGCCUCUGAAGCACUUGCUGCACAAGUCACACUAGAGCAUAUUGAGAAAGGACUAAUAUACCCUCCGUUCACUAAUAUUCGAAAGAUUUCGGCUCAUAUUGCUGCCAAGGUGGCAGCCAAAGCAUAUGAACUUGAUUUGGCUAGUCGGUUUCCUCAACCAGAAAACCUGAUAGCUUAUGCUGAGAGCUGCAUGUACAGUCCUAAUUAUCAGAAAUAUCGCUAGAAAAUGCUUCUGCUCUUUAAUAAUAGAGUAUUUAGGUCAUUUUUGGUAUUAUAUGUGUUGGCGUCGCGUUGAUGCUUUUGUGCUGAUUUUCUUUUUAGUAAGCUACAUAAAUUGU